AUGAGUCUCUUUCUGCGGCAAGUCUGGACGUUGACCGUCAAGAACCUCCUGAUCACCUAUGUCCGCCCCAGUGCGACAACCACCCUUCGGGCUUUAGUGCUGCCUGUUGUCUAUAUUGCCAUCUUAUCUUAUGCUCGCAACUUCUUUGUGCCCCCGUCAGUCUAUGGCAUUGGCGAUCCAACGCCAGUGCCAUCUCUGGCAGAUGCGCUGGGCUCUGUCGGAGGGGGCCGCGACAAACUGAUCUUUGUCAACAACGGCUUCACCGAUGGCAAUAUCCAGCAAGUCAUCAACCAAGUCGCUAAGCUCGCCCGGCAACGUGGAGAUGAUGUGGCCAUCUUGAGCUCGGAAGGCAAUUUGAGGGAUACAUGCCGAUCCUCACUCCGGGGGACAUCUUCAUGUAUAGCAGCUGCAGUCUUCUAUUCUUCACCUGAUGAAGGUCCAGGGGGCCGUUGGAACUAUUCGAUUCGAGCGGAUGGGUCUAUGGGUGACCGCAUCAACACUGACGAGAGUAAUAACGGCCAGGAAAUCUAUCUUCUUCCCCUGCAACACUCGAUUGACUGGGCCAUCGCCCACGCCAAUACCUCGAAUGAUUCCAACGACAUUCCUGACGAGGUCUUAGAAUACCCAUUUACAUCAAUGAGCCAGAAGCAACGCCAGGAUGAAAUCCGAGUACGCUACAUGAGUGCCAUCAUCAACAUUAUCAGCAUUGCCAUCUUCAUCGGAAUGGUAGGCGUAGCCUACCAGCUCACCGGGCUGAUCGCCAUGGAGCGAGAAAUCGGCAUGAGCCAAUUGAUCGACUGCAUGAUGCCCAGCACCUCCCACUGGAAAGUUCAAGCCGCCCGGUUCAUUGCAGCCCACCUUGCCUUGGACAUGAUUUACGGGCCGGGAUGGAUAAUCACCGGUGUGAUCCUCAAGUAUGGGGUGUUCAAUAAGACAUCCGCGGGGAUAACUGUCGUAAAUCACAUCCUUUCCGGCCUGGCAGUCUCCUCAUUUUCUAUAUUCGGGGCCUCCUUUUUCAAAAAGGCGCAGUUGAGUGGUAUCUCUGUGGUGAUCGCCAAUCUCCUGCUUGGAGUUAUCGCGCAAGUUGCAGGGAUCAAAACAAACGGUGCCGUUGUCGUUUUUUCCCUGUUGUUCCCUUCCAUGAACUACAUAUUUUUCUCGGUUUCGAUGGCUCGAUGGGAGAGACAAAGUCUCCCGACCAAUCUGGUCCAUGCUGCCCCAGAGAAUCCUUGGACGGUUCCUGGAAUCGCUUUGUGGGUGCUUCUGAUUGUGCAGAUAAUCGUCUAUCCCAUUAUUGCGGCGCUGGUAGAGCGGAUUCUCUACGGGACUGCAUCGGGCAGCCGGCAAGUUACUCCCCUGGAAAAUUCUCGCGCCCUCGCCUUGAAUGGAUUUUCCAAGGAAUACCAGCCGAGUUGGGUCCACAGACACCUGGGUGGUAUCUUUGGUUCCAAGCGGCAGAGUGUCCUGGCAGUCAACAAUCUCAGUUUGGAUAUGGUUAAAGGCGGAAUCAUGGUCCUUCUUGGAGCGAAUGGUUCCGGCAAAUCUACAACGCUAGAUGCUAUCUCUGGCCUCACGAAGAUCUCGUCAGGAGAGAUCAAGAUUGACUACGGUGAUAGUGGGGGGAGGUUUGGACUAUGCCCCCAGAAGAAUGUUCUGUGGAGCACCUUGACAGUCAGAGAGCACGUCAAGAUUUUCAAUGGCCUAAAGACUGCACAAAAGCCUGACAGUCAGGGAGAACUCGUCAAGCUGAUUGAAGCCUGCGAUUUGCACAAGAAAGUUAAGGAGCAAUCAAGGACCCUCUCAGGUGGCCAAAAGCGAAAGCUCCAGUUGGCCAUGAUGUUUACCGGGGGCUCGUCUGUUUGCUGUGUUGAUGAGGUGUCUUCUGGCCUUGACCCCAUUUCACGAAGAAAGAUAUGGGAUAUUCUGCUAGCCGAGCGAGGACGGAGAACGAUUCUCUUCACAACGCAUUUCCUGGAUGAAGCCGAGUUGCUCGCAGAUCACAUCGCAAUCCUCUCCAAGGGAUCACUAGAAGCUCAAGGUUCUACGGUCGAGCUCAAGCACCGUCUGGGUUCAGGAUAUCGGAUCCAUGUGCACCAUGCUCCUGGCUCUACUGGAAGCCUCGAUGUGCCGCUUGAAGGGAUCGGCAAAGAGACACAUUUCGACGAGACGGUCUAUACCGUCCAAGACUCCGCACAAGUCUCUCGUAUAGUUGCCAUGCUUGAACACGAAGGCGUCACGGAGUACCGGGUCAGCGGGCCAACAAUCGAGGAUGUAUUCCUGAAAGUUGCGCAGGAGUUGGCUGACAACCCUCCAUCUAGCGACCAUCCCAGUGAUGAAAAACCAAAGACCGAUGGAUCCGUUGAGCACCAAAUUCACAAUGACACGCCCCAACUUCUGACUGGAAAGCGUAUUGGCAUGGGCCGCCAAGCUUGGCUUUUGUUCCUCAAGCGCGUGACAAUCCUCCGUCGAAAUUUCAUUCCGUAUCUGGCUGCUUUCCUGAUUCCCGUCAUCGCAAGUGGCCUGGUUACGUUGUUCCUGAAGGAUGCCAAAGAACCCACAUGCUCCGGGCCCAGUCUCUAUACCACUCCUCAAGUCCAAUCGCUGAGCUCUGUUGGGCGUGUCAAUUUUGUAGCUGGUCCACGCAGUCGAAUAUCAACCUCUGCGCUCGACAGCUAUCUCAGCUCAUUGUCUGGGCCAUCUGGAUCUACGACAAUCCUUGUUUCGGAUGUCUCGAGCUUGUUUCACCUGGUCGACAGCCUACAGGAAUUCAAUGACUACCUUCAUACCCACCGGGCAAACGUCACCCCGGGCGGUUUUUGGCUCGGGGACUCCUCUUCUCAGCCAACGUUUGCAUGGAAAGGCGACAAUGGCGAUUUUCCGUUAUCGGCCGUAACUCAGAACGCCAUGGACAACUUCUUGACCAACAUUUCCAUUGCAUUCCAGUAUCAACCAUUCGACAUCCCAUGGCAGGCUGACGUAGGGAAGUUUCUUCAACUACUGGUCUAUUUUGGUCUGGCAUCAGCUGUGUAUCCGGCCCUCUUUGCGCUUUACCCGACAGUCGAGCGCCUGAGAAAUGUGCGCGCUUUGCAUUAUAGCAAUGGUGUCCGGACACUGCCACUAUGGAUUGCCUACUUGUGCUUUGACUUUUGCAUCGUUUUGCUGGUCAGUGUGCUGGCGACUGUCAUUUUCCGAGCCUCUUCAGAUGCGUGGUACCAUGCCGAAUACCUCUUCGUAGUCUUUUUUCUCUACGGCCUCUGCUCGACACUCUUGGCGUAUCUCAUCUCUCUUGCAUCCAAGUCCCAGCUCGCAGCCUUUGCUUUCACAGCAGGCAUGCAGUGUGUCUUCUUUCUCCUCUAUUUCAUCGCGUACAUGUCCGUGCUCACCUAUGCACCCACCACCAAAAUCGACUCCUAUCUCUCAAUCGUUCACUUCACGAUUUCUAUCAUCACCCCAAUCGGCAGCCUUGCUCGUGCUAUGUUUGCUGGCUUGAACAUCUUUUCGAUCCUCUGCCGGGAUCGACAAAUUGUGUCAUAUCCCGGGGAAAUCACGGUUUAUGGGGGGCCCAUCGUUUACCUGGUAGUCCAGUCGAUUAUACUGUUCUGUUUGCUCCUCCGAUUAGACGGCGUUGGUCACCCACUUUCGCGCUUCCAAUCAAGCACCAAACCAGAAGAUAUUGAAGAAAAGGAAAAGGGGGACGACGGCGUUGCCAAUGAACUGACCCGAGUCACAAGCGCCAACGACGGGCUCCGGGUUGCGCAUCUCACAAAAACCUUCAAGAAGUUCGUCGCCGUAGACAACGUCAGCUUCGGGGUCCGCAGAGGCGAAGUAUUCGCACUACUCGGUCCAAACGGCGCAGGCAAAACUACGACAAUCAGCCUAAUCCGCGGCGACAUACAACCCUCACAACGGGGCGGCGAGAUCUUCGUUGAGGAUAUCUCAGUAACAAAGAACCGAGCAACAGCUCGUGCCCACCUCGGCGUAUGCCCGCAGUUCGACGCAAUCGACCAGAUGAGCGUGAUCGAGCACCUCCGCUUCUACGCGCGCAUCCGCGGCGUCGCAGACAUCGACCACAACGUGCGGCAGGUGAUCCGGGCCGUCGGUCUGGUUCCUUUCCAGCAACGCAUGGCCAUGAAGCUCUCCGGCGGCAACAAGCGCAAGCUGUCGCUCGCGAUCGCCCUAAUGGGCAACCCGGCCGUGUUGCUGCUCGACGAGCCCUCUUCUGGCAUGGACGCCGCCUCCAAGCGCGUUAUGUGGAAGACCCUGGCGUCUGUGGCACCUGGCCGCUCAAUUGUUCUCACCACUCACUCCAUGGAAGAGGCUGAUGCCCUGGCCUCGCGCGCAGGUAUCAUGGCUCAGCGAAUGCUGGCACUGGGGACUACGGACUCUCUGCGUGCUAAAUACGGGAAUGUGUAUCAAGUCCAUCUGGUCCACGCACAGGCGCCGCAUACCUCCGAUGACAACAUGGGCAGUAUUCGCAACUGGGUCCAUGCGACAUUCCCGGGUGCUGUUAUCGAGCAGAAGACCUACCAUGGCCAGCUCAGAUUCAGUGUACCGGCGACACAGCAGAAUGACACCUCGUCUUCACCAGACGAUGAAAUUCUUGUCGAUGGACGAAAGCCAGAUUCGGCGUCAGCGGCGCCCGGUUCCAGUGGUAUUGGAACUUUGUUUUCUUGCCUUGAGGAGAACAAGGGUCGGCUCGGCGUGCAGUACUAUUCUGUCAGCCAAACCACGAUGGACCAAGUUUUUCUCACUAUCGUCGGGCAGCACAAUGUCGAAGAAGAGAAUUCUGGGUCAAGCUAG
This is a messenger RNA of Penicillium alfredii, 4800 nucleotides long. Its product is annotated as putative ABC transporter. The transcript has 3 exons. Gene Ontology annotation, cellular component: membrane; intracellular membrane-bounded organelle. Bases 1 to 4800 code for a protein of 1599 amino acids. The record is from RefSeq and is a predicted model, not a curated record. NCBI's taxonomy places the organism in Eukaryota, Fungi, Ascomycota, Eurotiomycetes, Eurotiales, Aspergillaceae. Gene Ontology annotation, molecular function: ABC-type transporter activity; ATP hydrolysis activity; lipid carrier activity. Gene Ontology annotation, biological process: transmembrane transport; lipid transport.